Messenger RNA from Leptosia nina, 5421 nucleotides. The record is from the annotation of a GenBank genome assembly. Lineage: Eukaryota; Metazoa; Arthropoda; Insecta; Lepidoptera; Pieridae.
AUGCUCUUGACGGGCUACAUGAAUGAAUCGGAGAGUGAAUCAACAAGUGAAAAGGGUGAGAAGACUGAUUCCAGCGGAUCAGGAUCAGGAAGUGAAAGUGACAGUGGUUCGAGUUCCUCUGGUUCUGCAUCUGGUGCUAACUCUGGAUCAGAAAAAUCUUCAAAUGCUGGUCGCUCUAACUUCAGUGAUGAUGGAAAAUCUUCACCAAAGGAUAGCCAUGCAAACUCCUCAAAAUCAGACCACCACACCGACAAGGAUUCAUCAGAUGAUAGUAUAAAGCAUAAAUCAAGGAAUAAUCAUGACAAAAUAUGGGAAGACAAUCCUGAUAUUUAUGGUAUAAGAAGAUCAGCCAGGUCAAGAAAGGAACCAGAUAGAUUAAAAUUAGCAGAUAGUGAUUCUAGCGAUAAAGGAAGAAGUAGCCAUAGACGAGGUAGAAAGAAGAGUGACUCUUGGAAUUCAGAUACCUCUGAUAGUGAUAGUGAUGUUAAGGGAUCACCACCACCUCCCUCCAAACGGCCAGGCCAAAGGGGAGUGCCCUUAAGAAAAAAGAAACCAGCAAGAAGAAAACGAUUCACUAGUGAUGAAGAUGAAAGUACUGAAGCGUCUGAUGAAGAUACCAAAAGUCGUACAGCUACACGUCGGACUGGUGCAGCUGUUAGUUAUAAAGAAGCAAGUGAUGAACAAACAGACUCUUCAGACUUAUUAGAAGUUGAUGGCGUUGAAGGUGAGGUGGAAGCUGAACCUGAACCUGAAGAACAUAGUGAAACAAUAGAAAAAAUUUUGGGCUUUCGACGUGGGAAAAAAGGAGUCACGGGAAAUGUGACUACAGUUUACUAUAUCGAGGAAAAUGGUGAUCCAAAUCAUGGCUGUGAUCCUGAUGAUGAAGAAGCGACGGAACCACAGUACCUGAUAAAGUGGAAGGGCUGGUCUCAUAUUCAUAACACUUGGGAAUCCGAAAAUUCUCUAAACGAACAAAAAGUAAAGGGUCUUAAAAAAUUAGAGAAUUUUAAGAAAAAAGAAUCCGAGCUGUCGUGGUGGAGGAAGCAAGCUGGACCAGAGGACAUUGACUACUUUGAGUGUCAGUCAGAGCUGCAACAAGAAUUGGUCAAAUCCUAUAAUUUUGUAGAAAGAAUAUUUGCUGAACAAACACGUGAGCUUGAGGGCGGAGGGACUGCUCACGAAUAUUUCUGUAAGUGGGAAUCACUACCAUACGCCGAUGCAACUUGGGAGGAUUCUGCUCUUAUUGAAAGAAAAUGGCCAGAAAAAGUUCAAAACUUUAAGUCGAGAGAGGCUGCAACAACAACUCCUUCUAGACAUUGCCCAGUUCUGAGGAGAAGGCCUAAAUUUCACCAAGUCAAAGAACAGCCAGAAUAUAUGGGUAAAGACAAGUCAUAUGAAUUAAGAGAUUAUCAAAUGGAUGGCUUGAACUGGUUGAUACAUUCCUGGUGUAAAGAUAAUUCUGUUAUUCUUGCCGAUGAAAUGGGUUUAGGUAAAACUAUUCAGACUAUAUGUUUUCUAUAUUAUCUAUUUAAAUCUCAACAAUUAUAUGGUCCAUUCCUGUGUGUAGUACCUUUGAGUACAAUGACUGCAUGGCAGCGGGAAUUCAUACAGUGGGCACCAGAUGUUAAUGUAGUCACUUACAUUGGUGAUGUUUCUAGUAGAGAUAUAAUUAGGCAGUUUGAGUGGAGUUUUGCUAGUUCUAAAAGGCUGAAAUUCAAUGCAAUACUAACUACAUAUGAAAUUUUACUAAAAGAUAGGCAGUUUUUAAGAUCCUUCAGUUGGGCCUGUUUGCUAGUUGAUGAAGCUCACAGGCUAAAAAAUGAUGACUCCCUCUUAUAUAAGGCUCUGAAGGAGUUUGAUACGAAUCACAGGCUUCUUGUGACUGGUACACCUUUGCAAAAUUCUCUUAAAGAAUUGUGGGCGUUACUGCAUUUUAUUAUGCCAUACAAAUUUGAGUCAUGGGAAGAAUUCGAAAAAGAUCACGAAGAUGCAGCUACAAAGGGCUAUGAAAAACUACACAAACAAUUAGAACCAUUUAUUUUAAGGCGACAGAAAAAGGAUGUUGAAAAAUCUCUACCCGCUAAAGUUGAACAAAUAUUGAGGGUUGAAAUGACUUCAAUACAAAAGCAAUAUUACAAAUGGAUAUUAACAAAAAAUUACAGCGAGCUGCGAAAAGGUGUAAAGGGGUCAACAAAUACCUUUAUCAAUAUUGUCAUUGAAUUAAAAAAAUGCUGUAAUCAUGCCCUGUUAACGAAACCUGAAGAUUUUGAGUCUCGUGCCUCCCUUGCCACAACCGACGCAGUAGAGAAACUAUUAAGAGGAUCAGGAAAAUUACUUCUAUUAGACAAAUUAUUGUGUAGGUUAAAAGAAACGGGUCAUAGGGUAUUAAUUUUCUCGCAAAUGGUUAGAAUGUUAGAUAUAUUAGCAGAAUAUUUACAAAGGAGGCACUUUCCGUUUCAAAGACUCGAUGGUAGUAUAAAAGGAGAACUAAGAAAGCAAGCUUUGGACCAUUUCAAUGCAGAAGGUUCUCAGGACUUCUGCUUUCUGUUGUCGACGCGCGCCGGUGGCUUGGGAAUUAACUUAGCAACAGCGGAUACUGUUAUUAUAUUCGAUUCUGAUUGGAACCCUCAAAACGAUCUCCAGGCCCAAGCGCGAGCUCAUCGUAUUGGACAGAAGAAUCAGGUCAACAUUUAUCGGUUGGUAACUGCCAGGUCUGUGGAAGAAGACAUUGUAGAGAGGGCUAAACGAAAGAUGGUACUAGAUCAUCUCGUCAUUCAAAGAAUGGACACGACGGGCCGCACUGUACUCAACAAACGGGAUGCCUCUGGAACCAGUGCUAAUAAUCCAUUCAAUAAGGAAGAUCUUAAUGCUAUAUUAAAAUUUGGUGCUGAAGAACUCUUUAAAGAUGAUGAUGAAAACGACGAGGACCCUGUGUGCGAUAUAGAUGAAAUUUUACAACGAGCUGAGACUCGCGACGAAGGCCCGACGAUGGCGGGAGAUGAACUUCUGUCUGCAUUUAAAGUUGCUAGUUUUGCAUUUGACGAAGAAAAAGCGGUAAUGGGAGCAAAGAAAGAUGGAGCAGAAGAGGACACCAAAGAUUGGGAUGACAUCAUUCCGGAAAACGUGCGUAAAACGCUUGCAGAAAAAGAGAAAACAAAAGAAAUGGAAGAUUUGUAUUUACCACCGCGUAGAAAAGCGCAACAAAAUAACUUAGAUAACAAAGGCGGUCGUAAGAGACGGGGCCGAGGGGGCGAUAGUGCGGAAGGCGCUGAGGGGGUGGAUGGCGAUGGCGAAGCCGACAAUGAAUCUGAUAUCUCUGAUGGUGAUGUAAGCGCCGAUGAUGAUCGGCCGAGGAAACGUGGGCGGCCUCCCGCCAGCCACAGGGAAAAGAUAAAAGGCUUCACAGAUCAAGAGAUAAGACGAUUCGUGAAGAGUUAUAAAAAAUUCUCGGCGCCUUUGAAACACUUGGACAGCAUAGCGUGUGAUGCAGAGUUACAGGAGAAACCAUUGGCCGAUUUAAAGAAAUUAGGUGAAAUUUUACAAGACAGGUGUAGAUCUGUACUGAACGAUACCGCCGAUACAUCAAAUGAUCACAGCGACGGGCGGAAAAAUGCACGAAAGUCGUUUAAAUUGGGCGGCGUGUCUGUGAACGCUAAAACGAUGGCGGCGUGCCAAGACGAACUCGCGCCGUUAGACGAGUUUCUUCCUGAAACUAAGGAAGAGAGGCUGAAAUGGCAAUUAGACUUCAAAACCAGACCAGCAAAUUUCGACGUCGAUUGGGGCGUCGAGGAUGAUUCUAAACUGCUAGCGGGCAUUUACCAAUAUGGUAUGGGAUCCUGGGAGGCUAUAAAAAUGGAUUCAUCCUUUGGAAUAGGUGAUAAAAUAUUAACAAAUGAAGAUAAGAAACCGCAAGCCAAGCAUUUACAGUCGAGAGCCGAUUAUUUACUUAAGCUUAUUAAAAAGCUGCUCGAUCAGAAAAAUGGCAAGCAGAAGCAGAGGAAGCCCCGAAUGAAGAAAGGCAUCAAGGAGCCAGUAACAAAAGACACCGUCGAAGAUGAGGGAAGUUCAGGCGAUGAUCAUAAGAAGAACCACAAGGGUGGAAAGAAUGAUAGGGGUAAACUAAAAAUGGAGGAGGUUUUGACUCACGAUGAAACGUCAUGCGAUAGAAAGGAAAAGGACAAGAAACGAUCAAAAAAAGACGGAAAAGAUCGGAGUAAAAAUGAUAAAGUUAAAAAAAAUAAAAAGCCUGCAGGUCCCAUGCAUUUCACUGCGAAUAAUGAGCCGCGGGCUUUAGAAGUUUUAGGGGACUUGGAUCCUUCAGUCUUUGAAGAGUGUAAGGAAAAGAUGAGACCUGUAAAAAAGGCUCUAAGGGCCCUCGACAAUCCCGAUCAAACACUGUCAGAAUCAGAACAGGUGUCCAGAACGAGAGCGUGUCUCGCUCAAAUCGGAAACCAAAUCGACAUCUGUUUAGAGGCUUAUCCAGAUCCCGAGAAGAAGGUCGAAUGGAGAAGUAAUCUCUGGUACUUUGUGUCAAAGUUCACGAAUUUUGAUGCAAAACAAUUAUAUAGAUUGUAUAAGUUUGGACUGAAAAAGAGCGAUACGAAACACAAAGAGGGGAAACACAAAGAAAAUCUUAAGGCAAACUCUAGAAACAAUUUUAAUUCAAAUAAUCAUGUAAAAUCUUUCAAAAAAGACAAUAAGAUUGACGAAAACUUGGAUCGCAAAGAGAAGCGACCCCGACUCGAGAAGAAUGAUAAAAACAACGAUAAGGCUGCACACGCUUCGGGUGUUAAGAGGAAGUUGGAGGAGGGCGAGUGUGACCCUGAACCUAAUGAAAAUAAGAGGCAUGAAAGACAUAAGCACAAGCAUAAGGAUCGCAAGUGUAGGGAUGGAAGUCUGAAGCGAGAUGAUUUGUCCUACAGGGAGAGGAGCCGCAGCGAGCGGGAGCGCGAGAGGGACCGGGACCGAGAUCGGGAUAGAGAACGAGAAAGGGACAGAGACCGGGAUCGGGACCGAUCGAGAACGAGACGGGACAGCGGAGGAGGCGGGCCCCGGGUGCGCCAACCCUACGCUCACCCUCACCCGGAACACGCCGCCCACGGGCACCCACCCCACUCGUCGCAUCCCACGCACGCGGGCUGGACACCUCCGGCUUAUCCUGGGCCUAGGCAAUACCGGGGCGAUCGAAACCCUAGGACACACGAUAAGAGAAGCAGGUUCGGGGGCUACCCUCCCAUGGCCGGACCGUACAGCGGUUACUACGAAGGCGCCACCAUGCCGGGAGGCAUGGGCUUCCCGCCCGCGAGGCCGUACCCUGACGACUGGCGUGGGUACGCGCAGCCAGAGUACCCCUACGACGACCGGGAGUACGAACGCGAGGUGUACAGGAGGGACUAUGAUCGCCGCGCGCCACCCACGUAG